UCAUGAGGAGGAGCAAAAAUCCAAGCAAACUCAAGCUGUUAAGGAAAUGAACUCCCAAGAACAGUGGAGUUCAAAAAAGAGGAGAGGAAAGGAAAGUUAUUAUCUUCAAAAUAAUCCUGCAUUUAAUUUAACGAGUGAAACACAAAAAACCAAUAUCAAGCUGCUAAAAAAUGGCUCAAAAUCAAAAAGUAUGAGCCGCGUGAAGGGGCAGCUCGUAUUUUUAUCAAAUACAUGUGCAUUUGAUUCUCUUGUUCAGGCAUUGGCAGGUGCCUACGCAUAUAACUUGAGCUAUCGAACAAGCAUUGACAAAAGCAAAACAAAAGAUCGAUUGAUGGAAAUUGCAAUUUCUUUGACAAGCGGUGUAAACAUGACAAGAAUAAAAAUCAUGCGACUCAAAUUGCUCAAUGAACACUUUUCUAAAAAUGUGGCAAUGACAUUUCCUGGAAUGAUCCAGAAAGUAUUAACCAUCCCAAGCUACUAUGAUACUGAAUGCUGCACCAAACUGGUCAAAAAAUUUGCUAAUAUUUGUUUAAAUAAUGAUGUUUUGAAGGAUGAUCUCUCAAACAUCCAACAGGCCAUCGAAAGCAAUUUUAUUGAAAAUCCAGUUUGUGAUCGCUGUAAAAGGAAGCCGAAAUACAAAAGAGAAUUCUCGAAUCAUAUUUUUGUCGAAGUAAAUCCUCGCGAAAGUUUAUCUGCUGAAACCGAUCUUGGGCGAAUGCUACAACAUAAUUUAGAUAAAAUACCACUGUCAAUUACUUUGGGAGGUAAACUGUACCAACUGUCAGCAGCAAUCCUUUUUGACCCACCAUCCGUUCUAGAGAAAGAUAUAAUAGGUCAUUACUCUGCUGCUAUACGAUUCAAUAAAACGUGGGAACUAUUUGAUGAUCUAAGGGAAAAUACAUUUUCAAUGUCGGGUGACACUGAGGUUACUAUACACAGUGCUUUAUAUACAAUAUUAAAAAAAUAAGAAACUGUAGAAUUUUUAAUAAUUUUGACGCUCACUGAUGAUGGUUUCUC
This is a messenger RNA of Contarinia nasturtii (swede midge), 1017 nucleotides long. RefSeq lists its product as uncharacterized. Lineage: Eukaryota; Metazoa; Arthropoda; Insecta; Diptera; Cecidomyiidae. The transcript is spliced from 3 exons. The coding region runs from base 47 to 967 and encodes 306 amino acids. The record is from RefSeq and is a predicted model, not a curated record.